Molecule: messenger RNA, 342 nt
Organism: Tetrahymena thermophila SB210
Lineage: Eukaryota; Ciliophora; Oligohymenophorea; Hymenostomatida; Tetrahymenidae
Product: transmembrane protein, putative
Exons: 1
Source: RefSeq, a predicted model, not a curated record
AUGUUAUAAUAGAAACAAUAAUUCUACAAUAUAGAAGAAAUAAUUAUUAAUUUAUUUUUUAAUAAUACUCUUUAAAUUUAAUUUUAUAAAUAAAAAAAUUUUUAAACUCUUCAUUUUAAUCUCAUUAGGUUAUCCAUAUUGCUGUAUGAUAUAUUUUAUUUAUUAAUAUUAUUUAUUAUAAAUUAUAAAUUAUUUUUUUAAUAUAAUUUUCAAAUUAUUCACAUAAAAUAUUAUUUUUCCAAAAGAAAUUCUCAACUUUUUACUUUGAUUCAUCAAUUUUUAUUAAUUUUAUUAUUUUUUUAACUAUUUUAUCUAAUAUUUUAUUUUUAAUUUUUAUUUUGA